Molecule: messenger RNA, 643 nt
Organism: Helianthus annuus (common sunflower)
Lineage: Eukaryota; Viridiplantae; Streptophyta; Magnoliopsida; Asterales; Asteraceae
Product: nuclear transport factor 2B
Exons: 2
Coding region: 73-444 (123 amino acids)
Biological process (GO): nucleocytoplasmic transport
Cellular component (GO): nuclear pore central transport channel
Source: RefSeq, a predicted model, not a curated record
UCUCUGCCUAUCAUCCAUCACCUCAACUAUAAACCCACAAAAAACCCUUUUCUUUCUACCUGGACUGCGGCGAUGGAUCCUGAUACGGUAGCGAAGUCGUUCGUGGAGCACUACUACUCAACAUUCGACACAAAUCGGGCCACUCUCGCUAACCUCUACCAGGAUUCCUCCAUGUUAACGUUCGAAGGUCAGAAGAUUCAGGGAUCUUCCAACAUCGUUGCCAAGCUGACGUCACUCCCCUUCCAACAGUGCAAGCACAGCAUCACCACCGUUGACUGUCAGCCCUCUGGCCCUUCCGGCGGCAUGCUUGUUUUCGUUUCCGGUAACCUCCAACUCGCCGGCGAACAACAUGCUCUCAAGUUCAGUCAGAUGUUCCAUCUAAUGCCGACACCACAGUCAAGCUUUUAUGUUCUCAAUGACAUUUUCCGGUUGAAUUAUGCUUGAGCCUGAACAGGUUACAUCUGUAACCUUAUUGGAGCAGAAAUUUGGUUUUGAUUGUUUAAUUUUUCCCUUUUGGUAUUUUCAUCAAAACUACGAACUUCAAUUGGGGGAUACAUGAAAUUAUGCAUUUUUGUCCUUGCUUUAUGGUAUGUUUAAAGAGAUCAAAUUUUGAAAUACGCAUCUUCAUGUUUUGUUUUGUGCA